Molecule: messenger RNA, 1983 nt
Organism: Mesorhabditis belari
Lineage: Eukaryota; Metazoa; Nematoda; Chromadorea; Rhabditida; Rhabditidae
Source: the annotation of a GenBank genome assembly
AUGAAGUAUCAUCUAUUUCCCUCGAGAAAUAUUCGUUCUUGUCGACUUAUUUGCGCAAUUCCGAUUUCACUAAUUUGUUUAACUUUUUAUUGGAUUUCUAGUGAAGAACCAAAGCAAAGAGUGAGUCAAAAAGCGGAAGUUCUCUUCUCGAGUCAUAUCUUUGAAAGUUGUCCCGAUUACAAUUAUAAAUGGGAUGAUCCGGAGAUUUUAAAGCGAUUGCCGCCAACUGAAGAAGAACCUCUAUGCCAUCGUGAGAAUGGAAUCACUUUACUUUUGAGGGGAGAGGUCAAAAUGAACACUGAAUAUUUGAAUUAUCAAAAAUACAAAUGUAAAGCAAGAUGCGCUUAUCUUGAUGGUGGUUACGAGUAUAAAUUUGGAUCAUGGUGCACUGUUGGAAAUGAUUGUAAAAAGUUUACCUGCGAUUUCGUUUACAUCAACUGUUGGCUGGGUGAAGAAUUAGUGCAUAUCGAUGUGCAUUUGCAAAUUUAUGAACACAGAAGAAAUCGAGCUGAAGAGUUUCGUAGUUUAUACAAUGGCCAUUCGAUUCCACUACAGAGCCAAGUUACUUCAAAAGGUUUCCAUCCAAAUCUCUACAUCAUUGUCCUCGAUUCAGCUGGCAGAAAUCCGGCAAUGAGACAACUCAAAAAGACUUACAAAUACCUUGUUGACGAGCUUGGGGCAAUUGAUUUCGAGAAAUUUCAACGUGUCGCCUACAGUAGUCGAGAAAAUGCAUUCGCUGCUUUCUGGGGAAUCAUUGGGGAGAGAGUUGAUCGAAAAGCUUUUGGUGGUACAGUCAUUGAGAAAACUUCAACGUGUGGAUAUCCAUAUGAUAAUCGUCAUUAUAUUCAAUUCGAAUAUGAGGAUGCCGGCUAUCGAACGAUGUACGCGUACGAUUACCUCCUCGAUUUGUACAUGUAUGUCGAUUGUGUGGGAAUGGUAAAUGAUCCGGCCACGCAUCAUUCAAGACCAUUCCAAUUGCUCUCCAUUUUGCCUGAAGAAGUUUGGAUCGAUGUCCCAUUCGUCCAAUACGGAUAUCAGUAUCAAGAUGAGAAACUUCUUCGGAAACAUCUACGCAACAAAACGAAAUGUGGCCAAAACUAUAAUCACAUGAUACGCUACACUGAGGAAUUCAUGAACUCAUAUAAAGGAAUUCCAAAGUUCGGGAUUCUGUGGACAAAUGAGGGCCAUGCUGACGAGAGAGCUUUCCGCAACACUGACAAAUACUACGAGCAAUUUCUUCGGGAUAACAAGAAAGAGCUUGAUGAUGCCUUUGUGAUUGUGCUUGGGGAUCAUGGGCAAAGGGAAGGAAAGGUCAUCGAUACGACUCAGGGGAAAUUUGAAGUGAGUAACAAUUUGCUGCUUUUCUCUGUGCCAAAACAACUACGCGGUACUUUACUUGAAGACAUGGUAAAGAAGAAUUCUGGUGAAUUGCUUACAAUGCACGAUCUUCACGCAACACUCAUUGAUAUAAUUCGGCAUCAACCCACCGCCAACUUUCAAGGGCAAUCAUUUCUGGCAAUCAACGGCACAUUGGGAAACUCGUGGCUACGUAGAUUGGAUCCAAAUCUGCCUCGAUCUUGUCGACACUUGCCAAUCCCAUCUCAGUAUUGCACGUGUAACUAUGGGAAACACGAUCCGGUUUCCAAAGAAGAUUCGCUUUGGCUCAUGCUACCGAAGCUGAUUCAAACGAAUUUCAAUGAGUAUCUAGCCGAGAACAAGUUGAAUGAGCUGUGCGAGGAGGUCAUCGUUCAGAAUGUGACAAUCAUCACAAAAAUUCAAACAGGGACCUCAGUCAACUUUCACGCCGAGUUCUACACGACAAGGAGUGCCGCUUUUUCGGUCGAUUAUAAGCUUUCUGACAACGGUGAACUGGAAAUGGCGCCACGGGAAUUCGUUCGAGUCAACAGAUACGGCACUACAGGCAAUUGUCUCACCACCGGCAUCGCUCUCUUCAAACCGGUGUGCUAUUGCAAAAUACAAAAA